AUGAGAAGUGUUUUUCAAUCCCCUCGCCCUGUGUCCACUAGGGACUCUAUUCAUCGCUCCGCUUCUUCGUCAUCCACUCUCACUGAGGUGAUCACUGAUGAACUCUUCCCGAAGUUUUCUACAGUGGAUGAAGACUGGCAGGACUUUGGAUAUCUGCUAGAUGAUGAAAAAGACCCUCCUAUACAAAUAGAUGCCUCUCGCGGGCAUUCUGCGACGAAAACAGCUGAGAUCAAUCGGCCCCGUCCCGUAGCAAUCAAUCCAGCUGAAAUCAGCCUUGGCGGAGAUGUAGUGGAUAAUUGGAUCAAGGAAGAGAAACCUACAUACAUCAAGGAGGAAGCCAAAGAUGAAGUGUUGAAUGAAGUCAAAAAAGAGGUGCAGGAAGAAACUCUAGAGUCUAAUACAGUCGCGGAUUGGGAACCAUCACGUAGGGGACCCGCACUUCCUUCACCUCCAAAGCACAAAAGAAGGCAUGAAUUGGAAGAUACGUCGUCGUCUGGUUCGGAAGUUCGACGAAGAGGACGUCCACCCAAGCGCUAUCACAAGGAGCAUAUGAGCACGCGUUCGACCGAAGACUAUUCCUUUGACAAAUCACCACCUCAGGGACUGGAUCCUAAUCUCUUGCACUGUAUCUGCCGAACAACAUACAAUCCCAGAAGGUUUUAUCUACCAUGCGAAAUGUGCUUCCGUUGGUUUCACGGAAGAUGCGUUGGCGUGAAAGAAGAUACCUAUAAAGAAAUGGAU
Messenger RNA from Cylicostephanus goldi, 741 nucleotides. The record is from the annotation of a GenBank genome assembly. NCBI's taxonomy places the organism in Eukaryota, Metazoa, Nematoda, Chromadorea, Rhabditida, Strongylidae.